CAUGAUAAUGGACUCAUUUCAAUACCAAGAUCAAUUAUAGAGUUGACGAUGACAAAUCAGUUCAAUCAACUGAUUACGCCAGGCUCUCUACCGCCUUCUCUCACCAUCCUCUCGCUGGGCCAAUCAUUCAACCAGCCGAUCGCGCCUGGGACUCUACCAGACACUCUAACAAGUCUUGCAUUUGGUGAAUCAUACAAUCACAACAUCACAGUUGGCGUGUUGCCAGCCUCGAUUACACAUCUCACAUUGUUUGGAACUGAACCGCCUCAACUAAAGGCAUGGCCUCGAUCACUACUCACACUAGUCUAUGGCAUUGCACAGCCGAUCAAGUCAGACACACUGCCCAGUACACUCACAUCAUUAUCGUUGGUCGCCAAGUACAACCAUGAUAUCAUACCCAACACAUUGCCUCCAUCACUCACUCGAUUGGUACUUUGCAAUCCAGAUUACAAACAGCAGAUCAAAUCGUGGAUCCUCCCCGGGGAGCUCACCGACCUCAUCGUCAUGUCUGAGCAUGGUCAGUUUGAAUCAGACGCGCUGCCCGCAUCGCUCUCGUCACUGACCAUAAGUGGAGUGACAAAGUCUAACUUUGUACACUUCCCAGCAUCAAUCACAGCAUUAUCCUUAAGCUACAAGUUCAACAACACCAUCACAAUGGGUUGGUUGCCUCGGUCUCUCACCAUUCUCACGCUGGGCAACAUGUUUGAUCAAGUGAUUGAGGUUGGCGCACUGCCAAUGACUCUGACUGUGCUUGACAUUGGCGACAGGUAUGACAGAACGAUCGUCAAGGGCCUCUUGCCACCUGGCCUUAGAUCAUUAUCAUUGGGAGCUCGUUUCAACCAACCGAUUGAGGAGCUGCCACAGUCACUCACAUCACUAUGCCUUGGCAAUGACCUUUUACAUACUCUGCCAACAUCUAAUCUGGUCGCUCUCAAGACUCUAUCAUUCAACAACAAUUGCAGACACUUUGAACGAGUGAUAAACUCGACGCCAUCAGUCGAGGUGGUAUACAUUGGCGGGAUGGUAUUACCCUGUUACAUCUCCCCAAUCACGCCACAUUUGAAGGAACUGCAUGUCAGUGGCACGUCCACCAGCGCACUGACUCCUGGACACAUGCUAGAGGUGCUCCAUCGAGUAGUCGCCAACGUGUACAAUGUACAAACCUACAGCAUAACAAUCAAACGUCGUGGAUUUAUGAUGAAUGGAGGUAUGUCAACGGGGGGACAUGUCUCCACUCCACUCUCCAUCAUACACUAUCGUGCCAUUGACAACGAUCACGGUCUACUCAUCCUCGAGAACAAGUCUGCCACCAGCUCCACAGUCACAGUCCAAAGUAUAUCAAUCGUUCAUCAAAGUAUCCUUCUUAGAUUUGAUGCAAUCAUA
Acytostelium subglobosum LB1 is the source of this 1383-nucleotide messenger RNA. RefSeq lists its product as hypothetical. The transcript has a single exon. The annotation marks the transcript as partial. NCBI's taxonomy places the organism in Eukaryota, Evosea, Eumycetozoa, Acytosteliales, Acytosteliaceae. The record is from RefSeq and is a predicted model, not a curated record.